This is a messenger RNA of Camelina sativa (false flax), 582 nucleotides long. The record is from RefSeq and is a predicted model, not a curated record. Lineage: Eukaryota; Viridiplantae; Streptophyta; Magnoliopsida; Brassicales; Brassicaceae.
AUGCGUGGAUGCGAGACGUGGGAUCUUCCAAAGUCUGUAGCGUCGUAUUUUCGGGAUAUUCAGUCCGGAAAUUUAUAUUAUGCGGCUUCUUCCUCUGGUUUGUGGCUUAGAAUCCCUCGCCCUCCACAUCCAUCUGAUACUAUUGUCUUCGGUUUUGUGACGGGCCUGGACAAGGACGGUGUUGUUCUGGACUUCAAAGUUGUGAAGUUGGCUGCACUGGUACCCAAGAAACACACUUGUUUGUGUCUGUGGGUGUAUUCCUCUGAGACUGGAACUUGGACACGCAAGCGACUUUACUGCCCUCCUUACAUCACCAGCCUAUGUAAGCCUAUGAGUCUGAACGGGACGCUUUAUGUAUCCGAAACAAGUUUAGACGAUGAUCUUCCUGUUCAACCCGGAGUACUUAUUGCUCUUGAUUUCUAUUCUGAAUCCGAUCUAUGUCGUGUCAUACCUCUCCCCGAUCAUAAUGUGAAUCACAACCGGGACUUCAAAAGAGCCUUGAGUGCAUCCCGCGGAUUUGUCAUGUACAUGAAAACAUUAGCUGAAGAAGGAGACAAUCUUCUUAUGGUUUGGAGGUUUUGA